CAUUGUGCCGUUUACGGAAUACUACACCGCAGCAAUCGUAAUACCGAUGCAUGAUUUUAUCCAAUACAACCCCUCACAAAUUCUGUCGUUUAGAAAAUCGGCCCCUCUCUCCUCCCGGAGGGAUGCGCCUACCACGGCUCCCCCUCCUCCUGAAGAUCGCCGCCGCGGCCGCCGCCGGCGCAUUGGCGCUCAUCGCCGCGACGCGCCUGCGGAGAGAUGACGCCGUCUACUCCCUCCGCCGGGACAUCCGCGAGGCCGUCGCCGCCCUGACCUCCAGCAGCGACGAGGACGGCGACGGCGCGGACGGCGGCCAGGGAGACGGCGGCGACGCCCCGGCGCCGUCCGUGCUGAUCACGGGGUUCCGGGCCCACGGGAAGAGCUCGCUGGUGAACACGGCGUGCCGCGCGCUCGCGGCCGAGGAGGGUCCGCUGCUGCUGCGCGCGGAGGCGUCCCCGCCGGGCGGCGGGUCCGACGGCACCAGGAAGCGGCUGCUGGUGAAGGCGGUGGUUGCGGGGACGGACGGAGAAAUGGGGGCAGAUGAGGCGGUGGUGGAGCUUCUGGACGCGCCGCCGCUCCCCGAGGCCGCGAGGCUGACGAGGAAAGACAUCGACGGAGCGAUCGGCGAAGGGAACCCGGAGUGCGUGGUGCUGGUGCUGCGCUGCGACGCGCCCGGGAAGGAGAGGACCGCGGCCAUCAAACGCCUGCCGGAGAUCUCGGCCGCCGUCAGGGCGAAAGGGCUUAAUCUGAUCGUUGUGCUGACUUUUAAAAAGGCCAUGAGAUCAAUAAGGCAAGCUGAAGAGCUUCUAAGAGAGGUUUCAUUCAGGGCAAGAACAGAUUGUGUAUACUUCAUUGAGAACUACACAUGGAGCAACAAUGGCCCCAACCUCCUCCACCCUCCUGUCAUCAGGAACGACUUUGGGACGCAUUUCACCGUGCUGACAAUCAUUCGACAAUGUCUUGAGUUCAUCAAGCUAAACAGGAGUCAGUCGGAGGGCAAAGGAAAGAUCAAGCCAGCAGACUUGCCAGCAGAGAUCAACCAUAAAGUCCGAGAGGAAGAUGCUAAAACAGGCACCAAAGUUUGACGACUUGGCUGCAACUUCGUGAGGCAUUUCGACAGUUGUGCACACACUCGAUUAUCGCUGAUUUGCACAGGUACGAUAUUCUGCUGCAUAAUGUAUCCUUAGUACUGACAUAGUCUCACAACAUGUACAGACUACAGAGUGUAAACUCAUUAAAUAUGAUGUUAUAGGCCUGAUUAUUUGCCCGUGUGUUGUA
Brachypodium distachyon (stiff brome) is the source of this 1275-nucleotide messenger RNA. RefSeq lists its product as uncharacterized. Lineage: Eukaryota; Viridiplantae; Streptophyta; Magnoliopsida; Poales; Poaceae. The record is from RefSeq and is a predicted model, not a curated record. Bases 51 to 1082 code for a protein of 343 amino acids. The transcript has 2 exons.